AUGGAUACAAUAAUACCAAAACCUCCAUUUAUUGAGUUUCUUGCAACUAUUUCUCUAACAAUAUUUUUAGGAUUUAUAACAUACACAACAAAUGUUUUUUUAACUCUAAUAAAUAAAAACGAUGCACCUUUUCUACAAAGGGUUGCAAACUUUAAUACAAUUGGUUUAUUAAUUUUGUAUUUUAUAAAUAUGAUAGCUUUUUUAUUUUUACCAUUUUUUUCUAAAAUCAAACCUUUAUCACUUAUUAUCGUUAUUAUAUCUUUUACCUCACUUUGUUUAUCGAUCGAAUCUUUUAAAGUAGAAUUCUUAAGUUCUAAAUUCAUUAUUACUUUUAUAAAAAUUUUCUUUGUACCGGUUUUAUCAAUGAUUAUUCAUUCAUCUUUUACCAUCUCACUGUUUAAAUCCAAAUAUUCCUAUUUAUUGUUAGUUGUGUGUAUAUUAUCUCAAAUAGUUACUAAAUUAUUCCCAAAUUUCUUUAGAAAACUCCCAUUCCUUUAUGCAGAACCAUUAGUUUAUAUUACAUUAUAUAUUAUAUCAUUAUAUAUAGAUAACUAUUUUUCAAAAGUAUCAACAAAUGCAGCUGCCUCAUAUAAGAUUGUAUUUAUUGAAAAAUAUAAUUUGUAUUGUUUAAUUUCUUUAUUCAUAUCAAUUGGAUUCAAUAAUAUACUAAAAUUGAGUCUCUCUCCAUCAAUAGCUUUAAUUGCCUCCAUUACAGUUUCAAUUUUUGCAUCCUUUAGAUACGGCCUUAAUAAUUCAAUGUUGUUUAUAAUAAACCCUGCUGGAGCCGCUUUAGUCCUUCUUCUUUUAAUGGGCCUAACAUCUCAUUUCAACUCUAUGUUGUAUUUGGGACUUAGAACCUGUAAUUCAAUUUUCAUUGCAGGUUAUACUAUAUUCUUAAUGUUAAAAUAA
This is a messenger RNA of Dictyostelium purpureum, 909 nucleotides long. RefSeq lists its product as uncharacterized. The transcript is spliced from 3 exons. NCBI's taxonomy places the organism in Eukaryota, Evosea, Eumycetozoa, Dictyosteliales, Dictyosteliaceae. Bases 1 to 909 code for a protein of 302 amino acids. The record is from RefSeq and is a predicted model, not a curated record.